Molecule: messenger RNA, 142 nt
Organism: Didymodactylos carnosus
Lineage: Eukaryota; Metazoa; Rotifera; Eurotatoria; Philodinida; Philodinidae
Source: the annotation of a GenBank genome assembly
CGUAUCAGCGAUUGAACUAGCUAAAUUAGGAGCGAAAGUGAUUGUUGGUAUACGUGGUAAAAGUCGAUCGGAAACAACAGCUGAAUCAAUUCGACAUGAAGCAAAUGUCAGUGACGAGAAAGUGAUCAGUUACAAUCUUUGA